AUGGCUGACGAGAUGUUGGAUGACGUAUACAACGUGUUGUUUCUAGUCUUGAUCUUCAAUGGUAAUAACAUGCGAGUGACAGGACGCGUGCGAGCCUGUGUGUUUAACACAUAUGCCAGACACAGAACGAACCAGGCCAAGUUCACGCUCGCUGACAUAGAUUUCACCUUGUGUACUCACUUGAUAUAUUAUCGGGCCACCCUCAAUGCAACUAACAAAGAGAUCGUCCCGGACAACUCGUCUGCAGAGAUAUACACCGACGGGUUAUAUGA
This is a messenger RNA of Candidula unifasciata, 272 nucleotides long. The record is from the annotation of a GenBank genome assembly. NCBI's taxonomy places the organism in Eukaryota, Metazoa, Mollusca, Gastropoda, Stylommatophora, Geomitridae.